Anastrepha obliqua is the source of this 1189-nucleotide messenger RNA. Its product is annotated as putative nuclease HARBI1. The transcript has 3 exons. The record is from RefSeq and is a predicted model, not a curated record. Bases 299 to 769 code for a protein of 156 amino acids. Lineage: Eukaryota; Metazoa; Arthropoda; Insecta; Diptera; Tephritidae.
UAUAGUAAGAUUAAUACAAAUUUCAUUAAGUAAAUAUCAAAGUAUUUCUUUUGCACAGCUUCCAAACAAAAUACCGACUGACCAAGGAGGUUUUUAUGUACGUCCUUUGUGAAAUAAACCUUACAGAAGGACUUAGGAGUACAUAUAUACCUCCAAUUUUGAGGCUAGCUGCAACGCUGGAGAUAUUAGCAGGUGGCGGUUACCAGUGGCAAACUGGCGGCGCACACACAGCAGCAAUGGGGCAUAGUACUCUGUCGAAGAUAUUUCGCAGCACAUUAUCGUCGAUGGAAGAAACUCUAUGCAACCAAUGGAUAUCUUUCGAAAAAAACUUCCAGCCGUGCAAAGAGUGAUUCCACAGUACGGAGGGGCUGCGCACGAUUCCUUUGUUUGGAAAGCCUCAAAUGAGAGGAAGGUAAUAGAGCCGCGUUAUAAUAAUGGAGAUACAAGUACGUGGCUAUUAGGGGAUUCUGGAUACCCUCUUGAGCCAUGGCUUAUGACCCCGUAUCGAUUACGCGAAAAUAAGACCGACGUAGGCAAAUGUAUUUUCAACGACAUUCACAGUAAGGCUAGAAUCAUUGUCGAAAGAGGCAUUGGCGUAUACAAAGGCCGCUGGAGAAUAUUAUCGGACGAUAGAAAGCCAAGGUACAACCCAACAUUGGUUGCAAAAAUUGCAAACGUGUGCGCCGCUCUUCACAAUGUAUGCAUCAAUAGAAAUAUUCCAUAUCAAUUCAGCAACGAAAGGAAGGACUGUUCGAAUGUACACAAUUAGACAUAAGCAAUAGAUUAUCAGAGAGGAUAACAAAUAGAAUAAAAGACCAUCUUUCCCAAUCAGCAAUGUAAAGAUUUCAUUUUAUUGCUGUUAAAUUAAAUAAAAAUUUUUAAGUAUAACAAAAAAUUGUACUUCAUUUCUCAGAUAUAAGUCUUUCUUUUUAUAAAAGGUAAAAAACUAAGCUUAAAGUUAUCAUAUACAUAAAGUAACUCAUUAUUAAUUUAUUUUUCGUUUUAGCAAUGCGAUUUCACAUUUCAGUUGAAGAAAUAAACAGCUGAGAAAAUGAAAACGAGAGCAAAAGUGAUGUCGAGCUGUAUCUAUCGAACGUUCGAUGUAACGCUACGACAUUUUUUGUUACAGAAAGCAAAAACGAUACUUCGACUAUCGUUUUUGCUCGAUAUCGAAUUACAGAAAGCCACC